Ceratotherium simum simum (southern white rhinoceros) is the source of this 2016-nucleotide messenger RNA. It is a transcript of the gene ELL, whose product is annotated as elongation factor for RNA polymerase II. Gene Ontology annotation, cellular component: transcription elongation factor complex. NCBI's taxonomy places the organism in Eukaryota, Metazoa, Chordata, Mammalia, Perissodactyla, Rhinocerotidae. Gene Ontology annotation, biological process: transcription elongation by RNA polymerase II; snRNA transcription by RNA polymerase II; positive regulation of transcription elongation by RNA polymerase II. The record is from RefSeq and is a predicted model, not a curated record. Gene Ontology annotation, molecular function: cis-regulatory region sequence-specific DNA binding.
GCGGCGCGUGGCCGGCGAUCCAGCGCUGGAGCCGGGAAGGGGGGGCGGGGGAGCGAUGGUCGCAAGAUGGCGGCACUGAAGGAGGGACGGAGCUACGGGCUGUCGUGCGGGCGGGUGAGCGACGGCAGCAAGGUGUCCGUGUUUCACGUGAAGCUCACCGACAGUGCCCUGAGGGCCUUCGAGAGCUACCGCGCCAGCCAGGAUUCUAUUUCGCUGAGACCGUCAAUUCGAUUUCAGGGAAGUCAAGGGCACAUCUCCAUCCCCCAGCCCGAUUGCCCUGCGGAAGCGCGGACCUUCUCCUUCUACCUCUCCAACAUCGGCCGCGACAGUCCCCAGGGCAGCUUUGACUGCAUCCAGCAGUAUGUGUCCAGCCAUGGGGAUGUCCACCUGGACUGCCUGGGCAGCAUCCAGGACAAAGUCACAGUGUGUGCCACCGACGACUCCUACCAGAAAGCGCGACAGAGCAUGGCGCAGGCCGAGGAGGAGACGCGGAGCCGCGGUGCCAUUGUCAUCAAGCCUGGAGGCCGCUACCUGGGUAAGAAGGUUCAGUUUCGGAAACCAGCCCCAGGGGCGACAGAUGCUGUGCCCUCUAGGAAGCGGGCGACCCCCAUCAACCUGGCCAGCGCCAUCAAGAAGAGCAGCGUUGGUGGUGUUAGUGGGGGCAGUGGGGUGUCUCAGAGGCCCUUCCGUGAUCGGGUGCUACACCUCCUGGCACUGAGGCCUUACCGGAAGGCCGAGCUGCUGCUGCGGCUGCAGAAGGACGGCCUCACGCAGGCAGACAAGGACGCGCUGGAUGGCCUCCUCCAGCAGGUGGCCAACGUGAACACCAGGGACGGCACAUGCACGCUGAAGGACUGUGUGUACAAGGACGUGCAGAAGGACUGGCCCGGCUACUCGGAGGGGGACCAGCAGCUGCUGAAGCGGAUGCUCAUCCGGAAGCUGUGCCAGCCACAGAGCACAGGCGGCAUCCCUGGAGACUCUGCUGCUGCCAGCCCUCUGGGCGAGCAUGGGAGCUCAGCCUCGCCCCCCCAGAAACGGCCGCAGCCUCCUGAUUUCAUCGAUCCCCUGGCCAACAAGAAACCCAGGAUAUCGCACUUCACCCAGAGAACUCAGCCUACAGUCAAUGGGAAGCUGAGCACACCCCACAGCCGUGAGGCCCUGCUGCCCACCCCAGGCCUGCUGGCUAGCACAGACUCCCACCUGCCCCCGCGGCUGGAGCACCCUCAGGCCCAUGACCCCCUGGCCCAUGUCAGCAACGACCUAGGCCACAGUGGCCGGGACUGUGAGCACGGGGAUGCGGCCGCCUCAGCCCCCACUGCGCACCUCAGCCUGCCCCUGCUGAUGGACUGUGCCCAGCCCAGCAGGCCCCACAGUGGUUCCUCGCGCGGCAAGUCCAAGAAGAAGUCCAAGAAGCACAAAGACAAGGAGAGGGCAGCUGAGGACAGGCCCCAGGCCCAGCUGCCAGACCAUGUGCCUGGCCCCCUUGGAGCCCCGCCAGAUGCCCCAGGUUUAAACGGGGCCUGCAGCAGCUCCAGCGUCCCCACGUCGACCUCGGAGACGCCUGACUACCUGCUGAAAUACGCCACCAUCUCCUCCUCGGAGCAGCGUCAGAGCUACAAGAACGACUUCAAUGCUGAGUACAGCGAGUACCGCGACCUGCAUGCCCGCAUCGAGCAGAUCACGCGGCGCUUCACGCAGCUCGACGCCCAGCUCCGGCAGCUCUCCCAGGGCUCUGAGGAGUACGAGACUACUCGCGGGCAGAUUUUGCAGGAAUAUCGAAAAAUCAAAAAGACCAACACCAACUACAGCCAGGAGAAGCACCGCUGCGAGUACCUGCACAGCAAGCUGGCCCACAUCAAGAGGCUCAUCGCCGAGUAUGACCAGCGGCAGCUGCAGGCCUGGCCCUAGCCCGAGGCUGCGGGCCAGGAGGUCUACUCUGCUGGCCAGGCCAACUCACCUCACCGGGCUGACCUUUCUGGAUGGCGGGGAGCUGGGGUUGGGGGAGCUAAAGACGGG